Spirometra erinaceieuropaei is the source of this 534-nucleotide messenger RNA. NCBI's taxonomy places the organism in Eukaryota, Metazoa, Platyhelminthes, Cestoda, Diphyllobothriidea, Diphyllobothriidae. The record is from the annotation of a GenBank genome assembly.
AUGCACUUCCAAUCGCGCGUAUCCACAACCACCGUUCACGAACUCCUUUUCGCCGACGACUGCGCCCUGAACACCACCUCGGAAGAGGAGAUUCAACGGGGCAUGGACCUGUUCUCCGCCGCCUGCGAGAACUUCGGUCUGGUCAUUAACACUCAGAAGACGGUCGUGAUGCACCAAUCGCCCCCUAACACCGCCACUCCCCCCAACGCGUCGCAAAUCAGCGUGAAUGGAACCCAACUGCACGUGGUGGAGAACUUCCCGUAUCUGGGCAGCACCCUCUCGAUUAACACCAAAAUCGAUGACGAAGUCGUUCGCAGGAUCUUGAAAGCCAGUCAAGCCUUCGGCCGCCGCCAAAGCACAGUUUGGAAUCGUCACGGUCUUCAACUGAACACGAAGCUGAAGAUGUACAAGGCCGUCAUCCUGCUGAUGCUGUUGUACGGAGCGGAGACUUGGACAGUUUAUACAAAACAGGCACUCCGACUGAACCAAUUCGACCUCAGUUGUCUUCGUCCCAUUCUAAGGCUGAACUGGUAG